UCGCCCUGGAAACGGACCAGCCAAUCAGAGCCUGCGGCCCGGACAGGCGGACGCGGCGGGGAGCUUCCGCGGGUUCGUGUUAACCGACAGCGAUGCUGAAGGCUAAGAUCCUCUUCGUGGGCCCCUGCGAGAGUGGCAAAACAGUGCUGGCCAACUUUCUCACGGAAUCUUCGGACAUUACUGAAUACAACCCAACACAAGGUGUGAGGAUCCUAGAGUUUGAGAACCCACAUGUCACCAGCAACAACAAAGGCACGGGCUGCGAAUUCGAGCUCUGGGACUGUGGUGGCGACUCUAAGUUUGAGUCCUGCUGGCCAGCCCUGAUGAAGGAUGCUCAUGGAGUGGUGAUUGUCUUCAAUGCUGAUAUUCCAAGCCACCUAAAGGAAAUUGAAAUGUGGUAUUCCUGCUUUGUCCAGCAACAAUUCCUCCAAGACAGUCACUGCAUGCUUGUGGCGCACCACAAACCGGGCUCCGGAGGAGACAAGGGCAGCCUGGCUUUGUCUCCCCCCUUGAACAAGUUGAAGCUGGUGCAUUCCAAUCUGGAGGAAGACCCCGAGGAGGUCCGGGCGGAAUUCAUUAAGUACUUAAAAAGCAUCAUCAACUCCAUGUCCGAGAGCAGAGACCGCGAGGAGAUGCUCAUCAUCACCUAGUCUCCCUGUGCCGCCGCCUCCCAAAGGACGCUGACCUCCUCGGGCAGAGCUCACAUCCUACCCAGCCGCUGACACACCCUUCUCCUAUGGCUGCACAAGUGUUCCUUAUCCUGUAGCAGGUUCCUGGAAGAGUCAGGCAUAGUGGCAUACGCCUGUGAUCCCAGCUAUUAGGAGGCUGAGGCAGGAGGGUUGAGAGUUCAAGGCCAGCCUGGGCUACAUAGGGAGCCCUUAUCUUAUCCCUUCCCCAGAAGCAAAAAGCUGCUCUGCUUGCCUGUCUCGACUGUCAUGCAUAAACAUAUCCUUCUGGCA
Mastomys coucha (southern multimammate mouse) is the source of this 959-nucleotide messenger RNA. It is a transcript of the gene Ift22, whose product is annotated as intraflagellar transport 22. The coding region runs from base 93 to 650 and encodes 185 amino acids. Gene Ontology annotation, cellular component: endomembrane system. Gene Ontology annotation, molecular function: GTPase activity. Lineage: Eukaryota; Metazoa; Chordata; Mammalia; Rodentia; Muridae. Gene Ontology annotation, biological process: intracellular protein transport. The record is from RefSeq and is a predicted model, not a curated record. The transcript has 5 exons.